Octopus sinensis (East Asian common octopus) is the source of this 743-nucleotide messenger RNA. RefSeq names its product adenylate cyclase, germination specific-like. The record is from RefSeq and is a predicted model, not a curated record. The transcript is spliced from 6 exons. The coding region runs from base 1 to 669 and encodes 222 amino acids. Lineage: Eukaryota; Metazoa; Mollusca; Cephalopoda; Octopoda; Octopodidae.
AUGCUAGAUCUUUUAAGGAGAGAUCUCUUGAACCAUUACAAAUUAAAACUUACAACUAAACUCUGUGAGAAAAAUAAAAAACGUAUGUUAAAAAAAUCAAUUCCAAAUAUGUAUUCAGUGAAGCCGAAAGUAUUUAAAGAUUUGACUUAUGCAUAUGAUUUUGAUGUCAUGAACAAAAAGAAUGAUGAUUUAAAUUUUGACAAGGAGAUAUCUGAAGAACCGAUUUUUAUAGAGAAUCUGGAAUCAAACACUUCAGAAAAUGAUAAAAUAAUAAUUGACGUCGAGAAAAUUGACCAAGAUUCGAUAUUUAGUGAAAAUGAAAUAGAAAACACAAAUCUCGAGAAUGAUGGCAACACACUCAAUGCCAUAGUUACAGAAAAAAUUCCAGAAGUCGAACAGAAUAAUAAUAUUUUUGAAGUUUUGAAGAAGAAUGAGAAAUUUGAAAAUAUAAAAACCUUUCCCACAUAUUCUCAAAGUGAAUCUAAAGAUGAAAUGAAUAGCCACGACCCAAUUAUUCUUAAGCCCGACCUUCCAACUGUUGAUAGAAUAAAAGAAACUAAAUUCGAAACUAAAGACUCCGAAAUUCUAAAUUUGGAGAACCUAGAAAAACAUUUUGUAGAUGACUAUGCUCCAGUAUUUAUAACCGAAACAAAUGAAAAUGGAAUGUAAAAAAUAUCAAUUAUUUUUAGUGAGUUAUCUAUUUUUUCAAAUUUUAAGCGCGAAAAUUGGUUCAAAAAUUUUUA